AUGGCGUGGGGAAAACAGCAGCAACAGCCGCAACAAGAAUGCCAGGAACCGGUUAAUGCGAGUCCCAGUCCUCCUUCCUAUGACGCAGAUUCCAAAUACAACAUCGACUCGACAGACACUCCCUACCGCUACGCCGCAUACGCAAACAGAGCCCGCACAAUCCUCCUCUCCGCCCACCGUUACGUCGCCUACACCUCCGACAUAGGCGAGUCCUUCCGUCCCGUCGUCCACCCCUACCUCGUCCGCACCGCGUACGGCAUCUCCUGGACCUAUGUCAUCGGCGAUGUCGUCCAUGAGGGGUACAAGGCAUAUCAGCGGAAUCGAGCUGUUCUAGCCGAUAAUGCUCGGUCCCAGCGGGGACUACAGUCGCAGUCGCAGUCGCAAUCUUCGACCGUUCCGCUGAUAGACGACUACCGACUCAUCAUGGCAAAGCGCAUGACCUUCCAGAGCCUGGCGAGCAUGGGCUUUCCCGCCUUGACGAUCCACAGCGUCGUCAAGUAUUCUGGGAAGAUGCUGAGGAAUGCCAAGACGGCGUUUGUGAGGACUUGGGCGCCUAUUGGACUCGGUCUCUCCGUCGUCCCCUUCCUCCCCUACGUCUUCGAUAAACCCGUCGAAGAAGCUGUUGAAUGGUCCUUCCGUGAAGCCGUCCGCGCGUGUGCCGGUGAGGAUGCUGUGCGGUCUUUAUCUAUCCCGUCCGAGGGGAGUGUGGUUGCUGCUCUGAAGGAUGCCGCUCCCGUCGUGUCCCAGAUAGAAACAGAAACAAAGAAGAACCCCGAGCGGGAGCAAGGGAACGGCAGACGUCAUUAUUGGGGGUAUUUUUGGAGUUCGAGCAAGGAGAAGACGGAGUGA
Molecule: messenger RNA, 849 nt
Organism: Monascus purpureus
Lineage: Eukaryota; Fungi; Ascomycota; Eurotiomycetes; Eurotiales; Aspergillaceae
Source: the annotation of a GenBank genome assembly